This is a messenger RNA of Macrosiphum euphorbiae (potato aphid), 1482 nucleotides long. Lineage: Eukaryota; Metazoa; Arthropoda; Insecta; Hemiptera; Aphididae. The record is from the annotation of a GenBank genome assembly.
AUGAGUGCGUCUAAUUCUAAAAAAUACAAAUCUUUGACGAUUUCGGAAAAAAAACAAUUAAUUGAAGCGGUUGAAAGAGGUGACAAAAAAACCGAAGUGGCUAAGACAUUUGACAUUCCUUUAAGUACACUGUCUACGAUUUUGAAGGACAAAAAUAAAAUCAUCACUGCGUCAUCAAGCGGUGGUCGGAAACGAAACAGUAAAGGUGAGCAUCCAAGAUUAGAAGAGUGUUUAGUACAAUGGGUUAGGCAAUGCAGAGGGCAAAAUGUGCCUGUAAGUGGCCUCUUACUCAAAGAAAAAGCAAAAUCAUUCGCCAAAGAGUUGGGCAUCCCGUUUUUCUCAGCUAGUGAUGGAUGGUUAACGAAUUUUAAGAAAAGAAACGGUAUUGUUUUCAAAAAAAUUUGUGGAGAAAGUUCUAGUGUUGACGAUAACGUGUGUUCAGAGUGGCAUCGUAAACUUUCAACUUUGUUAAAAAAUUACGAGCCACGAAACGUGUUCAACACAGAUGAAACCGCUCUAUUUUUUAAAUGUUUACCAGAUAAAACUUUCACUUUUAAAGAAGAAAAAUGCCACGGCGGGAAACAUAGUAAAGACAGGUUAACGAUUUUAUUAGCAGUAAACAUGGACGGCUCCGAAAAGUUAACUCCACUCCUCAUAGGAAAAGCUGCCAAACCUAGGUGUUUUAAGGGCAUACGUUCAUUUCCUAUAACUUAUCGUGCAAAUAAAAAGGCAUGGAUGACGACAGAAUUAUUUAAUGAAUGGUUGUUUUCACUCAAUGAAGAUAUGAAAAAACAGGAACGAAAAAUUCUACUGUUUUUAGACAACUGUACAGUUCAUAAUAACCCCCCAACUUUAACUAAUAUAGAACUUCAAUUUUUUCCUCCUAACACCACAUCAAAGUUGCAACCACUCGACCAAGGUAUAAUUAAGAAUUUUAAAACUUUUUACCGUCAAGAAGUUGUAAAGAAUGUUUUGGAAUGCAUUGAAAGUGAACAAACGCCAAACAUUAGUGUAUUGACUGCUAUGAUAUUUGUUGAUAAGGCAUGGAAAAAAGUGGCUCCUUCUACGAUACUCAAGUGUUUUAAAAAAUCGGGAUUUACCAUAGAAAUUCAAGAAACAGAAAACGACCAGUUGAAUAUUGAAUCGAUACAAUGGAAUUCCCUGCCAACUCAAGAAAAUGUAUCUUUCACUGAUUAUGUCAAUGUAGAUGAAGAUGUUGCUGUAUGGGGAGUCCUCUCUGACGCCGACAUUUUGGAAAAUACAUUAAGCAUUGACGAAGACAAUGAAGAUGACACAAGUCCUCUACCUCUUGUGACUUUAAAAGAAGCCAGUUCAGCAUUGGAAAAAUUACGAAAUUUUUCGCUCCAGUCAGAAGUCAAUGUUGAGGUUUUUGAUGCUUUAUUUACUAUAGAAAAUACUAUUGAAAAAAUUAAGCUAAAUUCAAUGAAGCAGAAAACCAUAACAGAUUUCUUUAAAAAAUAA